Messenger RNA from Rotaria sordida, 480 nucleotides. NCBI's taxonomy places the organism in Eukaryota, Metazoa, Rotifera, Eurotatoria, Philodinida, Philodinidae. The record is from the annotation of a GenBank genome assembly.
AUGGCUAAAUUUCUCGUCCUUAUCGUUCUUGUGGUAUGUGUGACUCUUGCUUCAUGCCAUCGUGGUCCAUCUCGCGGAUUUGGUGGUAAUCGUGGACCUGGUAAUGGAGGACAAGACAGGCAACGAAAUUGGAAUCGAACAAAUGGUAAUGGCGAUCAGGAUCGAUUGAUGAAAAAAGUAUGCGCUAAUAACUCAUUGGCUCAAUCAUAUCUUGCUCAAAAUCGACAGUUGAUCACCAGUCUUCGAUCCAAUGCAUCAUUGGCUCAAGCCAUUAAAAACCGACAAAAUUUUAUAGAUUUCAUUGAAGAUGACGACAAUACAGAUCUUCUCUCAUCAAACUGCACUGCAUUUUUCACCGGUCGCCGAAAUGCUAGAAAACUUGAUAGAGACACUUUGAAACAGCAACGCCGAUUAGACCAAUCAGUUGGCUGGUCAUUUUUUAAAAUUGACCGAUCAAUUGUCGGAAACAACAGUUCUUAA